CCGCCGCCGCCUGGGGCGGAAGCGAGGGCGAGCGGCGGCCGAUGCCGUGCCGCGAGGAGCGGGCAUGGCGGACGGGACGCGCUCGCUGAGCGGCGGCAGCCCGGGCUCCAGCCCGCUGCUGGGCGGCCGGGGCCGCGCCGCGGUGUUGGCGGGGAGCGGCCCGCCGGGCCACAGCUUCCGCAGGGUGACCCUCACCAAGCCCACCUUCUGCCACUACUGCACCGACUUCAUCUGGGGGCUGGCCGGCUACCAGUGCGAGGUUUGCAACUUCAUGUCUCAUGAGAAGUGCCUCAAGAAUGUCAAGAUACCAUGCUCAUGUAUUGCUCCAAGCCUUGUAAGGGUUCCAGUUGCACACUGUUUUGGCCCUCCAGGACAUUACAAAAGAAAGUUUUGCACUGUGUGCAGAAAGUCAUUAGAGUCAUCUGCCUUUCGAUGUGAAGUAUGUGAGCUACACGUGCACACAGACUGUAUCCUGUUUGCUUGCAGUGACUGCAGACAGUGUCACCAGGAUGGGCACCAGGACCACGACACUUACCACCACCACUGGAGGGAGGGAAACCUUUCUUCAAGUGCUCGUUGUGAAGUUUGCAAAAAAACUUGUGGCUCUUCUGAGGUGCUGUCUGGCAUGAGAUGUGAAUGGUGUGGCAUCCUGGCUCAUGCUGCUUGCUACGUAAUUGUCACACCAGAAUGUACUUUUGGAAGGUUAAGAAAUAUGAUUCUUCCUCCAAGCUGUGUGCAGUUAUUUUCUCGCAACUUCAGCAAACUGCAUUGUUUUCGAAUAUCAGAAAAUUUGCAAACAGAAUCAGAUGAAGAUGACGAUGUUGAUGGGUCAAUACAGGCAUCAGCCAAAGAUAUCCAAAUUUCGACAGAUUCAAGUAAACAAACAUUAAAGAUAUUUGAUGGGAAUGAUGCAGUGAAACGCAAUCAAUUUCGACUGAUUUCAGUUCCAAGGAUUGCAAAAAAUGAAGAAGUUGUGGAGGCUGCUUUGAGGGCAUACUACAUAAAUGAUGACCAGCAGGAAUACGAGCUUCAGACCUUUACGCAGCAGGCGCUGCUGUCUGAUGAUGUUAUCAACAGGAACGAUGCUGCCGAGGACAGCAACUUCGGCUCAGUAUUCCGAGAAUCUGUUCCUGAAGCUUGGAUUAUCAGAGCCAAACCAAAAGAUGAGGAAGUGAUCAGAAUUUAUCCUGCUUGGCUGAAGGUGGGAAUGGCAUAUGUUUCUCUACGAGUAAAUAAAGAUAGCAGUACACAGACUGUAAUCAAAGAAGUGCUUCCGUUACUUGGAAGGCAGACCGAGCGCCUCCAGAAUUUCAUAUUGGUGGAAGUGCUUAUGGGCAGUAAGCAAGUUCAGCGCAUGGUCUUGGACAAUCAGGAGCUGAUUCUUAACAGACUCAAGGACAUCAGAAAGACGUCAAUACGUCAGAUGAAUCAAACAAGAUUUUACAUUGUGGAAAACAGUAAAUCCAUUGUGCGAGUAAAUUUAUUUGUUGGUGGCCUUCCACCUCAGCUUUCCCCUGAAGAAUACACAAAUAUUCUCAAGGAUGAGUUAGCUAUCAAAACAAAUGUAGUAUCUGUGAGUCAUGUUUAUCAAGCGCAAGGUGCUGUUGUACUCGAAAUUUCAUGCUUUUCUGAAGCUGAAAGAAUAUAUAUGCUAGUUAAAGAUACAACUGUCAAUGACAAGCCUCUGAACACUGUGGUGAUUCCUGAAGUUAGGGCUUCCAAGAUACCACAGAACUGCUGCCCACUUCUUGUAUUUGUGAAUCCAAAAAGUGGAGGUCUAAAAGGUCGGGAUCUGCUGUACAGUUUUAGAAAGCUGCUAAACCCACAUCAAGUCUUUGAACUUACGAAUGGUGGCCCACUGCCUGGGUUUCACACAUUCUCUAAAGUCCCCUCCUUCCGAGUGUUGGUAUGUGGAGGGGACGGCACUGUUGGCUGGGUCCUUGGUGCACUGGAAGAGAUCAGGCACAAGUUGGCAUGCUCAGAGCCCUCAGUUGCCAUCUUACCUUUAGGAACAGGUAAUGACUUAGGGAGAGUCUUGCGCUGGGGAGCUGGCUACAGUGGGGAAGACCCCUACUCGAUUUUGGUUUCCGUGGAUGAGGCGGAUGACGUUCUUAUGGAUCGCUGGACUAUCCUUUUGGAUGCAGAAGAGCCAGCUGAAGGUGCAGAGAAUGGCAUUGCAGAACCUGAGCCUCCAAAGAUUGUACAGAUGAACAAUUACUGUGGUCUUGGCAUCGAUGCAGAGUUGAGCUUGGACUUUCAUCAUGCUAGAGAAGAAGAACCAGGGAAAUUUAACAGCAGGUUUCACAACAAAGGAGUUUAUGUGAAAGUUGGGCUGCAGAAGAUAAGUCAUACCAGAAAUCUUCACAAAGACAUAAAGCUUCAAGUGGACCAGCACGAGGUGGAAUUACCAAGUAUAGAAGGACUCAUUUUUAUUAAUAUACCCAGCUGGGGGUCUGGAGCUGAUCUCUGGGGGUCUGAGAGUGAUAGCCGCUUUGAGAAACCGCGCAUUGAUGAUGGCCUGCUGGAAGUUGUUGGUGUGACUGGCGUCGUUCACAUGGGUCAAGUCCAAGGUGGUUUUCGAUCAGGAAUCCGCAUAGCCCAAGGCUCAUACUUUCGUGUAACACUGCUAAAACCAAUUCCAGUUCAAGUUGAUGGAGAGCCCUGGAUUCAGGCCCCUGGCCAGAUUAUUAUUUCUGCUGCAGGACCAAAGGUCCAUAUGUUGAAAAAAUCCAAGCAGAAACAGAAAAAAACUGGAAGCCUGAGAGAAAUGAGAGUGGAUAGCAUGUCAGUCUCUGAAGGAGGACGCUAAGUGGAGACCUGUGUUCAGAAAUAAUGCAGCACACCUACUGUAGAUACGAAGAUGGUUCGGUAAAACGGAGUGCAGACGACUAGUGAAGAGGGUUGCUCAUGAGCGUGCCUUUCAUUACAUUUUGACAGGACUGGGUUCUACUUCAUCUUUCAAAGACAGUGCCUCAUUAUUACAAAUAACUAUUAUGUACUUGUCUCAUCUGAAAUGUUUCCUUUGGGUUGCUUUUCCAUAAGCCAUUUCCCAGGUUUUUCGUGUAUAUAGAAAAUGAGGCCAAACAGAGAUUCCAAGAUGCUGAGAUUUCUGCAUCUACCUUCACAAAGACUCUUCCUCUUUUCCCAGCUGUUUCUUAAAGAAAAUCAUUCCGUAGAUAAUUUUUGGUGCAUUGUGCCAUAAAUGAAAAUGUGUUCCUUUAAAUUAAUGCUCGCAGUACCCUCCCAACCAAAAAAAUGCAAAGAAUGAGCUGCUGAGAACUCCUUGGAUCAGUCCAAAUAGCACAGCUGAAACAGCGCUACUGUAAAGAGAAAAAUACAAAACCCAGGAGAGAAGAUUUCUGUAAAAGGAGUCCCAUGCACGGGGAAGAGAUAAAGUACUAGAACAAUUGAGUUGAAAUACUUCAGAGAGUUCGCUUCAGCAGUGUUUGGACAGUAUGAAUGAAGGGGAAGUAGCUUGUACAGCAAGUUCUCAACUGCAGCUUAGUUUCUCCUGCAUUAUUCAGUCAAAGCCUGUUUUAAAAGCUAUUUGAAUUUCAGCAGCUACCACUCUAAUUUAAAAAAGGAACAAGAAUACUAAAGGCAGUAUUACAUUAUACUGAUUUUUUCUAUCACUGAAACCAUUAUCUUUGACAGCAGGCCUCUCUUCUUGUCUUUACUUGUGCUGUUUCAUUUUCAUUAAUUUGUGACAGUUGGACUGUUAUUCAAGCUCAAGGACUAAAAAAAUCAUCACUAAUUAGGGUAAAAGAAAUACCUUAGUGUUAAGUAAAUUAGCACAGUCAUAUGUUAGAGCUGAAGUACAGCAUAGCUUCACUGAGGAGCCUUAGGAGGUAUUGAAGCCUGUAGCGUGCAUGUGAUAUUCUGUAGGCUUCAGAUAAUGGAAUGUGAUAGCUGUCAUGAAAACUCAUGUACCUGGCCAGCCUUCCCAGGUCCUUGGUGGGUGGUGUCAUCAGGUGUGGGCACAGGGGCACAGUGGCUGUCUUUUCUCACUUGGAUGAGUGUGUGCUCUUCAGAGGCUGUUCCUCUGUCACCUCCUGUGAGACUGAGGUCACCUCUCUGUGCUUACCCAUCUGCUGAAGAUGUGGGGGUCCAGUACCUAUUUCAGAGCUUACUGCUAGAGGCUGGUGCUCGAGCAGACAUGCUGCUCCUGUCAUGCACUGCACGCGUCUGCUGCCCGUGGCCAUAGCUGUGUUGAUCUUCACUCACAUCUCUGCUGUCUCAUCUCACCACUGGUUCUCCAGUGACUGAACCUUUCGCCUCAGGUCAACAUCGUACACAAGGGGCCCCUCUGAGCUAGUUGUGCAGGGGGCCUGCAGCAUUUUGCCACUCGUGGGCAUCUGCUGCUUGGAGCUACUUAAGCUGUGUUGUCGGGAGCCCACUUAGCUAGCCAGUGGGCUAGCUUGUCCUCUGUUGCAUGGUAAUAACUAAUUCAGCUAUGGAUGCCACGAAUUCAUCACUCAAGUGACAGCUUGAGGAGCAUUGCUGUCACUCAGUAUCUAGGAAAACAGCUCCAGCUGCUGCAGGGGACUUCAGUGUAUAUGCCAAAGCCAUAUUCUAUUGGAGCCAGUUACGUUCUGAGGCGCUUCUUGUUGGGUCUUGUUGGUCAGUCUGUACUCUUAAGCACUGUGCCAACUUCAGCAAAUCUGAUCAUCACUUGUGCUUUCUACUUUCCAGUCACAGUGCAGACAAGGGCGUGAAUGUGGGUGCUACAAGAAUAUAGCAAUCUAUAGCAACAGAAUGAUACAGCUAAAGCUGUAAACUGACAAAAGAGCCAUGCAAAAAUGGCAGCUGCCCACAGCCUCUCCUUCCUGUCUAGUGAUUCCUUCUGUUCUUAGUGUUCUGGUAGAGAUGUAUUUGGAGGACUGACUCCUGUUUUCAAUGGAGCCUGUUUUAUUGUUUAAAUUGUUAAUUUAAUUUUAGGGUUGUUCUUCAGGUACCACCAUGUGGACUACAACUUGCCUUUUUAUUCAACAUGCAAACUAGAUUCAUGCUAUGAAGGAGAUGGUGUGGGUAGUACAGACCUAAAAUCCUCAUCUCCUGAUCAUUAAACACAGUGUUGUCUCUGCUUCAGAACCUGGUCUUGAAGGAUCAGCUGGAGCUUUUCUGACAUCCUAGUACCAGCAUUACAACUAGUAAGAGUGAAGUUGUGUUUCAGGGUAUGCCCUCUCAGGAUGAAGCUCGCUAAUUAGAGAGGAAAUCUGAAACAGAUUGCUGCUUACAAUUGCCCAGAAAGCCAGAGAAGCUGCUUUGUGUCCUCAGGGCAGCAAAAAGAAUGCAUGGUCUUUCCAGUUGCUGAUUCAGUAAUGGAGAGGAAAACUUGACUUUUUGUUACAGAAAAUAUGCGUGGGCUCCAAGCUUGCUGGUACUGACCCGUCUUGUGAAGCCCAAGUAAAUAAACCUGUCUUACUGUUUUUCCAGACGUAGAUAGUUCUGCAGCAUGCAGCUGACCGUGGUUUGUGUUCUUGGCUCUUUAAGGGCCUGGCUGUCUCUCCCUUUGCUCAGUGCCUGGUAUCUGAAAUAACACGAGACUCUUGAGUCACAGUAUUUUAAUCAGAGGGCCCCUUACUGUGGUGUAUCCUUCCAUGGUGAUUUUCCGUCUCUGGAACACUGGACCAGCCUGUGUACAGUGAUAGCGUACUGACAGGAUAGCGUCGUGGCAACAAGUGACACAGAAGGACGAAUGUGUUCUCACAACUGCCAGAGGGGAUCCUGGGGGAGGACAGGAAAGCUUUGAGUUUUCUUUUUUCUUUCCCUUUUCUUCUUUCCCAGAAACCAGCUUCCACAUGUUUUUUGAGCAGAUGAGUGCCACACUGGAAUGAAAAUGUAUCUUAAGAAAAACACACUUGGCGUUUAAUGUCUCUACGCAUCAUAAAAUAAUGCUUGGUGUGUUUUGAAGACGGAACAGAUUCCUAGGCAGUUGAGAUAGGAAAGGUCCUGUAAAGUUUUAAAAAGGGGAAACUCAAUAUUUAACCCCUCUGUUAAGAUGUUUCAGUUUCAGGUACUGUAAUGACCAGUAUAACAAGACUUCUUUUUAUUAUUAUUAUUAUGUUAUGGGGUUUUUUUAUUUUUUCAUCAUACAUGGUCUCUGAGAAGGCCUAGUAUUUUAUUUCAUAGUAUGUAAGACUUCCUUAAAGAGAAAACUCUUUGCAAUUAAUACAAAGCAUUUUGACUUAGCCUUUACAUUGAACAAAACAAUGCAUGACAAUUCACAUGAUAGUGGGCAGAUAAGUGAUUCUCAGCACUGAGUCUUUAAGUAACCUUGUGCGAGAAUCUAGUGGUCACACAGCCAAGUGCUAUUAAUAAUUCAGUAACAAGAGCAUUGGGGAAGAGGCUCUGUUCUGUCAAGACAGGUGUUAAUCAACAUCCAGAACACUGAACCGGUGUGGACAGGGCAGAGAUGGAGGCUCAUUGCUAUCCUGAGCACACUCCAUCCUCUCUCCACUGCCUCGCCUUUUUACCUUGUCUAUAAACCAUGGCAGGCACAGCUAGCGUCUCCCUGCUGAAUUACACACUCCUGACCUUUUACUAGUGUCCUACUCUGCUUUGCCAACAUGGGGGAGAGAGGGGUCCUGAAAAUUAUGGUUCAUUUCCAAUACCCCACUCCUGCAGAAGAGAGAAGGUGGUCAGUGGGUUAAAAUCUGUUUUGAUGGUUGAAACACAUUACCUCUGUCUCAAGAGAACUGAAAUGCAAAAGCUCAUCCGUGAGAUGACAGGUACUACUUCAGAAAAUUUGCUGCUUUUUACCCAUGGCUUUUAUACUUGAUUUGUGUAGUUUAAAUGCCAAGAACCUUUUGUUCAUAUAUGUGUAUAUAUGUGUGUGUUUAUAUACAUAUGCUGUUAAAAAUAGGCCUUAUGAUAUUUCCCGUCACAGUGCCUAGUUGUACAGCUUUUACAGUGUUACAGCAUUCUGAUAGCACUCACUUUUGGAUCUAUCAUCAGCUUUGGAGAGGAGGCAGAGCUUGCUUUUGUACUGAUCCCACUGAGCUUCCCAGCAGAUGCUUCUAAUGGGCAUGUGCUCUUCCACAAGACAUGAUGGCAAUAUAGUGAAAGCACAACUGCAUUUAGAGUACAGUCACUGCAUGUGCACAAUUUGAACUCUUGCUCUUUCCAGAUUUUAAUCAAGUCUUUGUGUGUCUAAAAUCAAUGGCAAUGGCUACCGUAGCAUUUGGAAAACUAGAAGCUGUAGCAUAGUCCGCUGCAAGACUUAAGUAAGGAACAAAACUAAAUGAAUUGUUAUAGAAUGUUUUUCAGUGAAGAAAAUCUUCACAGUUACCCUCUUGUAAGUAUUGUACAGAUUGCAUUUCUUUAAAGAGCAAAUAAUGUUCUUGUUUUGAAUAUGAACUGUUUGGAAUCACUAAGCAUUUAUGCGUGUCCAUUACUCUGCAGCAGUCUGUUUGUAAAUCUGUCAUUGAAUGAAGCCUCAUUUUGUGGGAGAAGGUAAAAGGAGCUGUUGUGACACUUAAAAAUUACUUAUGUUGCCAGCACAAUAGAUUUAGCUGCGUAGGUAUUCUGUAAUGUGCUGACUAUGCGAGCAGGUGUGCCCUGUGUUGCAUAGCCACAGGUCCAUACACCGGCACUGAAACUGGGGAUACGUUAAGAGUUGUGCAUUUGAGAGACCUGGCAGUAUAUUCUUCCAGUCCGUACCUCAUACCUCUUCCUUCAUCCUUCACAGUAACUGCGUUUUCUGACAGGCUGCCUUGCUGCGCUUUGGGCCCAGCCUUUAUACUGAAACUGGUAACAAGGGCAUGAGUACGUGGUGGUGAAUGUGUGUGAAGAGCAGGGGAAUGGAGACCCUGCUCUAAAAUACCACUCUGACUGUUCGUUAAUUUCUACUUCAGCUUCUACUUCAGCCAUUUAGCAGCUGUGCAGCAAAGCCUCGGCAGCUACUGAACACCUUGGAUUCAUGGUGACAGCAUUGCCUCAUUUUCAGGCUUUGAUCUUCCAUGCACCAGUGCAUGUAUCAGUUCAUAGACUUUUUGCACUUAACAGAAAAUGCAGGUUAGGUAGGCUUAGGGUGUGGCAAAAUUGCAAUGUUUGUACUUUUUUGUAAAUAUGGGGAUGAUUCUACAGAUACAAAAAUGCACUUUCGGGUAACAGUGAAAACAAGUUUGUAGAAUGCAGCUGUUUAGGAGUUUCUCUGAGUGCAGGGUUCCUUGAUUCCCAUCCAUCUCUAAUACUGUGUUUUCCUUGAAAGCCUGCUUGGGAAUGAGAGAAGGUAUCUUCUUCCCAUCACAGUGUGUAUUUGUAGCUGACUGACUGAAAGUUCACAUAUGUAUUUUUAAACCAUUAAAAAUUGGCUGCUAUUCUAAGAUUUAGGUUUAUUAGACUGAUUUUAUAAUGCUUAAAAGUAAUUUUCAAGUUUUAUUUAUAAUGUCAACAUUUACUGAUUUGACACUUGGCUGGUAGGAGAGAUCCAGCUCAAAGCCUUUGUUCCUUUUGCUAUUUAAUGUAUGUUUUUAACAGUGUAGCCAUUGUAUGUGUAGAAUGCAGUGGAAUCAAUGCAAAUUAUUAAUCUUGACCUGCAGUUAGACUGGCAGUUUCAAUGUUUACAGGUUGGUGACUAUUGAUUGUAAACUCAUACAUGUCAGUUGAAACUGCACUCUUUCCGUUUUUUGGAAGCAUUGUUUCUGCUUCCCAUGACAACGAAAUAGUGGCCUUCUGGUUUAGAUACCUGGUUAUCUCCCUUUGGAGGGAUUUAAAUGAGGAUGAUGACUUUUCUGCCGUGGACCUGUUGGACAGAAUUUCUACUGAUACAAGUGUCGUAUUGAACGUGUUUUCCAAAGGAUUGACUUUAUUUUUUGUGAAGAUAAUUUAUGAGAAUGUUUUAUAAGCAGAUCGGUGUUGUUGAAAAAGUUGGGUUGAAGUCUUGAAAUAAAUGUAUGUAGAUAUUAAAGAUGUAUCCCAAAGCAAAGUAUUUUUAAAUAGGGCACCAUUACUGGUGUAGUUAUCCCUCUGAGCUCUCCUAGCAACACACCCAUUUUACCAUGUCACUGGGGUCAGCUCAGCUGUGUUAUUUAGGAGACAACUUGAUUUCAGAAGAUGUGGCUUCAUUUAUAUUGUGCAUAUCCCAUAUUACACCUCUGGCAGCAACUCCUAAUAGAAACAUCAGCUGUAGAAGGCAGAACUUUUUCCCCAUAGAAACUAGUGCAGGUUAAAGAUUAGAGAAGCCCGCCCAUGUGCUUGACUGUGGGAAAAGUUACAAGUCUGGUGACUGCUGGGCACUUACUGUCCCCUCUCACUGUCCACAGGGUGUGCCACGUAUUAGUCCUUUUGCAUUCUGAAGGCAAGAAGGCGCAAAUCAACAUGUGCCUGUGUCAGUUAACAGCUUGCCUCGCCGUGGCAUCCCUUUGUGCCGCUGGUCUUGCCAAAUUGGGUAGCAAGAGGUGCUUGAAUAAUACUGAGUAUUUAUUGUGUAAUUUUAGGUGCUUAUACAGCCUUCCCUGCUAUUUUAAAGCAAAAUUUUGGGGAUCAGUAGCAUAGCAAUAGCUGUAUAACUCCAGCUUUCUGACCAUGCCAAAAGCAAGUUAUCCUUGGAAUAGUUUAAUUAGCAAUGGUGUAGAUAGUAGCAAUCAAUACCUUGACGCUCCAAGUUCUGAUUAUUGGAAGGGAGCAUCUCUGCUUUGAAUGCAAAGCAUCACAGAGUUUGCAAUUCACUACAGAUUUCAGUGUCCCUUCUACUUAGGAACCACCCAUGACAUCUUAAGUCUUCUCAAAUUACAGCUUAGCUAUUGCUUAAAUAACUGUGUCUUUCACCUCUGGUUGUUUAAAUCAUCCAACUUCAAGCAGUUUUAUGAAUGCUAUUUUAAUUCAAGAUACUCUUAAGAUGUCUUACAGCAUUUCUUGUGGAUGUUCUAGUACAUUGGUAAUAAAUCAUCGUGGCCCAAAAUACUAAGGUAAACUGACCAUUGAACAGUUAAUUUUCCAGUGCUUAUUCUUUGUGCAUCAGCCUAAUAAUUCUCAGAAAAAAAAGCCUAAGUAUAAGCAUUAAAGUGGUUGAAAACUGUUUCCACAUUGUGUGUCUCAAACCAGUAACUAUUAUCACGCGUUUACUUGUGGAUUGGUCUCAGAAACAGGCUUUUAAUGAUGUAACUUGUUUCUCAGUGUCUGUCUUGUAAAUGAGACACGUCACUAUGCUGUGGUAACUUGUCUAGAAAUAACAUGCCUAGUGUACUAAUUGGUUUU
This is a messenger RNA of Falco peregrinus (peregrine falcon), 10200 nucleotides long. RefSeq names its product diacylglycerol kinase theta (gene DGKQ). The record is from RefSeq and is a predicted model, not a curated record. Gene Ontology annotation, biological process: lipid phosphorylation; diacylglycerol metabolic process; intracellular signal transduction. Bases 65 to 2809 code for a protein of 914 amino acids. The transcript is spliced from 23 exons. NCBI's taxonomy places the organism in Eukaryota, Metazoa, Chordata, Aves, Falconiformes, Falconidae. Gene Ontology annotation, molecular function: ATP-dependent diacylglycerol kinase activity.